AUGGCACCCUUUUCUCUGUCGCGGUCACGAUUUGUCCAAGUCGCACGCUCCCUCUCUUCAUCACGACGAGCUCAUAUGGUCAAAUACAUCUCCAGCGAAGAUUUGGCGACCUUGAUUAAGACCGAAGGCAAGAACUCCGGGGUCGACUAUCUCGUCGUAGAUGUGCGCGAUGACGACUUUGUCGGCGGAAAUAUAACGAAUGCUAGAAAUAUUCCUUCGCGAGAGUUUUCUGUUGGUGUUUACGAUCUGGCACAAAAAUCCAAGGAAAUUGGGACUAUGGUAUUCCAUUGUGCAUUAUCGCAAGUCCGUGGGCCAAAGGCGGCACGGGUACGAUCCUUCCGUAUUCUUGCAAACUUACGCCAGAGUCAACAGAUAUAUGAGGAAAUCCGUCAGAAUCUAAAUAUUCCAGCCCAACAUGGAGAGCAAGAGGUAUUAAUCCUUCGAAAUGGGUUCACUGAGUUUCAACUCAAGUACAAGGCGCGUCAUCAUAUCGCAGACCGAACCACUCCUCACUCUCAUAAUCAGGAUGAUCCUGUCCUUGUCGAGAAAUGGGACCCAGAAAUAUGGCAGAAUGCAGAGGAUUGGAGUUGA
Messenger RNA from Mycena indigotica, 591 nucleotides. Its product is annotated as Rhodanese domain-containing protein. The transcript has 4 exons. NCBI's taxonomy places the organism in Eukaryota, Fungi, Basidiomycota, Agaricomycetes, Agaricales, Mycenaceae. The record is from RefSeq and is a predicted model, not a curated record. Gene Ontology annotation, molecular function: protein tyrosine phosphatase activity. Bases 1 to 591 code for a protein of 196 amino acids. Gene Ontology annotation, cellular component: nucleus; cytoplasm.